Caenorhabditis auriculariae is the source of this 25501-nucleotide messenger RNA. The record is from the annotation of a GenBank genome assembly. NCBI's taxonomy places the organism in Eukaryota, Metazoa, Nematoda, Chromadorea, Rhabditida, Rhabditidae.
AUGUCUCUGACUUUUCGAUUGGUCGGAGGACCGCCCUGGGGCUUCCGAGUCUCCCAUGAUGCAGAACUUCGCCCAGUCGUUGGUCAAGUGAGUUUCUACAGCUUUUAUUUUGAUUCAGGUAGAUUUAAUGCCUAAUGAGCAAUUUAUUGAUAAUAUUACUGUAGAAGAAGCUUUUUUUUUUCUAAGCCAGAAAACUGAAAAAAUUGGAAGAGAAAAAAGUUCUGUUGUAGAUCAUACCGGGGAGCAGAGCGUUUCUGAGCGGAAUCCACAUCGGUGACGUCAUCAUGACGGUGGACGGACUUCCCGUGGCUUCUUGCAACGACGCCCACGCGAAAAUACACGCGAAUCGCGACGAGAUGGUUUUAACAUUGCUCAGGUUAGUCGAAUAGGAAUUUAUUAGAGAUAAAAAAAUUUUUUUGAUUUUUUUCAACCGAUAAAGCUACAGUCACAUCGUUAUGAUUAUAUUAUCUUUUUGUUAUCAUUAAAUUUCCAAACACCACUUACUGUUCUGUUAUUUUUUCCAUGUUGUCUUAAAUUUUUCGUAAACAUUGUGAAAGUUGGAAGUCUAUGAUGAUUUUCUUUUUUUUGUUGUAUCACUUUUCGGUUCUUUCUAGCUUUUUUUUAGUUGUUAAAUUCGCUUUUUUUGGUAUGAAAACUGAGGAAAGUCGGCUGAUUAUAAAUGUCUCCCAAUUUUUUUGAAACUGCAAAGUUUUUCAUGUACGAGAUUGAAGUCAAUGAAAUUUCAUGAGAAAGGUUAAAAAAAUCACUAUUUUUCGAAAAAAAGACGAUUUCUUGGAAAUUGCGAAAAAAAUUUGAAAUUGGAUUUUUUUUCUGGUUGAAUAAAAAAAUUUAGUCGGUUGGGAUUUUCGAAAUCUUCAUCUAGCUUCCAGCUCCUUAAAAAAAUUGGCUAACUUUCAUGAAAAACUCCUGCUAAAUUUUUCUCAUAAUAAAUAUAUUGAAAAAUUAAAAUUUUUUUAAUUUUUUUAACACUUUUGUCAGUACUUUGUACUCGUAGCCCUCAUUCGAAAUCAGCCUCCACUCCUUCAAAUUUCGUCGGUCACACCAAAACACCAUAAAAACCCGUGUUCCAGUGUUAUCAUUCGAAUCGAAAAAGGUUAUCAACAGAGGUGUUUGAGACGAAACGGCUGCCUUUGCUCUUAUCGUUUUCCCAUAUUCCAAGCCACUGUCCCAAGUUUCGCGCUUUUUUCGCUUGGAGCAAGUUUGAUAAAAACUCGCCGAUGGGCGCUUCGUUCGGCUGUUUUGGCGCAAGGUUGGGAAAAUAAUCUCAAAAAAAGAUAAAUGAAUUUCCUGGAGUUUGGUUUAAUUUUGUUCCUCCCGCCACGGUCCAUUUGCCCUUAGAGUCAUGCUUCAUUGAUCUCAAACUAAUGGCUCUCCUCACAAAAUGACGAUCUUCCUUUUUCUUUUCUUUUUGUAUUUUUCGCUUUCAGACGCAACCUUCAAGACGCCUCUUCAGCCAGCAAACCGUAUUACUUUUUUUCUUCCUUUGUAGUUUUUUAUUCAUAGUUUUAUCUAAAGCAUAUAUUCUUAUUAAAUAGAAAUUCAGUCCUUUAAAUUCAAUUAUGAAGUCAUGUCAAUCUUUCAGAGUCCCAGAGAACUAUCAUCCAACUGUGAGAAGGGAAAAAUUGAGCUCCUCGGUGCACAACUCGCCAGUUUUUCAAAGAAACAGGUUAGGCUAGAAAUGUAAAAAUUUUCAGAAAUCUAAACUUUUCAGUUCGCCGCCCAGCUCGGUGCCGUCCUCACCUGUGCUCCCUCGAACAAAUCCGCACCUUUCAAGAAGUUCUCCACGACAAGUUCGCCUCGACAUGAUGCACGGCUCCAAGGCGGCCACUGAAGUUGGAAAAUCUUGAAAUUCCUAGAAAUAUUCAGUCAUUUAGGGCAGAAGGCGGUUUUUCGAGCAGUGCGCGGCUCGUAGUGAGCCUGUCUUGCCUGUCACUGAGCGAUUAUUAAAGAAGAAAAUUCAAAUGGGGGUUCAAAAAGGUAGUUUUAUAGUAUUCUCAAUCAAACAUUCUAUGAAAUUGUUAAAGACGCAUCUCACUACACCUUUUCAAAAUAAUUCAAAUGUGUUUCGUUUAUUAGCAAAAAACAACUCUGAUUAGAAAACAUAUAUUUCCCUUGUACUUGUUACAGUAUGUUUCUUUUACGCAUACACGCUGCUCCUGCGUACUAAACUUAUUUUACGCCUGAAGUUUUCUUUUGUUAUUCAAACGCUUUUCUAAAUUUUACCAGCCAUUUUCAAAGUUUUCCUUUAUUCAAACUCGUAAAUAUGAAUCACUUGGACGAUUAGGAUUCCCACACGUAAUAUCGUCAUUGCAAACUGCUUCGCGACCAGUUGCUGAAACGCCUUUUUUCCCGUCUGAAGUGCAAUGAUUGCCCGUUUUUCUUGCAGGCCCACCCACUGAGAGUUCUGGCGGCUAUGACAGUGCGGCGGGUGAUUUUGCCGGUAGAUCGAGCUCAACGAGUCUCCGAACGUCUCCGGAAGGGUUCGUUUUCAAGAUUUGAAAAUACUAGUCAGUUAUUCUAAAAUAAUCUCAUCAUUUUGUUUAAUUUGAAUUUGAUGUUCUGUGUAGUACGACUCUAAUUUUAAAUGGUUCAAACGAAAAACGGGGUUGUGAUUGGAUCAUCUAAAUCGGUGGGUUUACUUUGUAAUUUCAAAAAGUAUUCAUAAUAGGAAUUUUAACAGUCGAGUUUUCAAAAUCUGUUCAAAUCGUAUGUUACAGCAUUUUUAGCCUUUCUAAAAUUGUUCUCUCCCUGAGCUACGCUGCUUAUGUCUUCAAAAUUGGUAAUUGGAAAAAAAAAAUUUUUCUUUCUGGUCCUAAGAGUUCUUUCUAAUUGCCUUCUCAGCUGUUUUCCCUCAUAUUUUCUGAUUCGGCUCCCUGUGGACAGCGAAUUUCGGCAGAUGCCAAUCAAAAAUUGCACGAAUCUCCGUCAUUUCCUUUUUUGGCAGAAAAUCCUUCUUGUUUGGUUAAGUGCUCUGGUUUUACUUAUCAUAUAUAAUUUGCCAUGGUCAAGAAGAACAUGUUGUUUUUGCAUUAGGGAAUUUUUAUUUUCUCAAUCAAUAUUAAAUUCCCUAGAGAUAAUCUUAUAUUUUUUAGGUUAACUCGAAAAAUUUUUAUAUUUCAGGUAUCAUAUCACAUACGUAGAUAUUUUGUCAGUUUUUUUAAAGUAUUAUAUCAUUUUGUAGAAGAAGAAUUGACCUGUUUUUUUGAAAAAUUCAUAUCAACAAAGAUAUUUUUUUUCGCAAAUUGAAUGAAUGAGUUUUGGGGAUACCACAUUUUCCCUGUUCAUGAAAUCUAUUUGAUGGUGUUUCCUUCCUGAUUUGAGUGAACUGCGUCUUCAAAUUAAAAAAAAAUAAAUAGGCUCCAUGAAAAUGUUCCUUUUAAAAUGACAAAGGUUUCUUUUUUGCUGUCUUUUUGAGCCAUUUUUUCGGCUAUUUUGCACCAUUUCUCGAGCCUUUAAAAUCUCCAAAAAAGUGAAAGGCUCGAUAAAUGGACUCUCGUUGCUGCCUUUCUGCGGCCUUUUUUUAGCCUCUCUCUUUUAGCGACCAUUAUCCACCAUUCCGAUUUUGCCCGAGAAAUAUGGUUUUUUAGGAAGUAUGGCUCAUAAAAUAUUUUGAAGCUCAAUUUGAAACUAUCCAUCUUCUUACAACCACUACGAAGAGAAAAAGAAACUUUUUCUUUCAAUUUCUGAACAGAUGUCGGAUCGGCACGAUUCCUCUGCUCGUCUGUUUUGUUAACCCCAAGAUUGCAACGGAAAAAAGCUGAGAGUGGCGAAAAAAAGAAAGAUUUUGAAACGUCGUCCAGCUGUGACCGACGCUCCUCACGUUCUCCUUUCUGCGACAUUUCUUUCAAAACGCGUAAUCCGUCGCUAACUUUCCAUCCGUCUUUGUUGAGAACUUUUUCUGGGUAGGAACCCAAGGAAAGGGAGAAAGAACGGCAAACUCUUUUGAAGUUUUCCUCUUGGCUCGUCCUUUUUUGAAUAUCUGUCCUCAAUGUUUGCAGAUGAUGUAAUAAUGGAAAUCUUGGGGGUUUCUCCAUGAAUUUACCGCAGAAUCAAACUUUUAUCAUUCUUCAAAGUUUCUAUACAAUCACUGGAAAGUUCAAGAUCAAAAGCAAGCGAUUUCAGUAGUUCGGCUGGAGCAGAAGACGUCGACGAGAAGACGUUGAUCGUUGACGAGGUGCCAGUUCAAAAACCUGAUCCAGGUCGGUUUCCUUUUUCUGUUUUACAGAGGGAAACAAGAAAUAAAUCUAGCAAGUUCGAGAAAAAAAAUGCUUGCCCCUUCUACCUUCCCACUUCAAUGUUUCUAGCUUCUUUUUGUCGAUUUCCAAGCGACGCAAUGUUGUUCGCAGGUGUAAGCUCUUGACCCCUCCUCGGUCCAUUUUUUUUUGUUUUUCUGUUUGGCCAGUGAAAGUUUUGCGAAAGCUGGCCGUCCGUCCGUCUGUUUUUAUGUUCUCCAGACGUUUGCUUUUGGUUUUAAAUAUUUGUUUUGAAACGAUUUUGGGAAUUUGAAGACAUUCUUCUCUUGACCAUCUAUUUUGUGACUGUAUCGUUGUUUUUCUACAGUUUCGUCUUUUUUUGAAUCAAGAAAAACUUUUUUGAUGGCAAAUAAGGAGAAUGAAGAAUUUUGUGAUUUUAUCGAAUCUGAAAACUGAUCGAUAAUCUACUUUUUCAUUUAUUUUCCUCAGCCAUAACACAGUUUCUUGCAUCAAGAAUCACCCGCAAGGGUAAGACGAUUCUAGUUUGAGUUUUUAUCAAUCUGAAAACUUUCCCAAACACUUAGACAUCUUGAACUUUCUCCUAGACUGUGUCGAAAAUUUUUUUGUUUUGGAGACUAGAAUUUUCAAAAUAUAACUUCAAACUCUGAAACAACGUCUGUUUAAAACUCCUAAAAGUUUGAGGAGGUAGUACCCAUGAAAAAUCGUAAGUUAGAUGACAGCGUUUUCCGGGAAUUUCUAGACUUCCCAUCGAAGAACCUUUUUCCAAGUGCCGAUGAGUUAUCGAUAUCUUUCUCGAAAAAACGCCGGUGAUUUCCUGAUCCGAAAAGCCAAGAAAACUCUUUUAAACUCCUCGACUUCACAAUUUUUCGGUGGUUUUAAAAAAGAGGUCGUUGAAAUGUGAAAAUGAACGGUGGAGGAACAUGCUUUUUGGAUUGUAAUACGUAUCGACGGACGGACGGGGGGUGCCAAUCAGUAGUGGAAGGAGACGCCGAGGGGCUGUAAAGAAGCUGCUCGAGGCGGCAUGCGACUGCCGCCAUGACCCUCUCCUUCGUUUCCAGUCUGUCCUCUCGGUUACUCGGCUAAUUCAAUUGUUUAUCACCUCAUAAGGAAGUUUUACCCAUUAAAAACACAAUCUUUUUGUUUCUGUACACGAUCGAAGAAGUCUUUUUAUAAGAUUAGGUUUGAAAGUAAGCUCGGGUAUUUUAAUGGUUGAUCACUCAGAGAGAAAGUUUCUGUUGAAUAAUGAAGGCUUGAUUUUAUUUUUAAACGCCUCUUUAAAAGUUAGGAUGACGGAGUAAGCUUGAAUAAUCCAUUGUCUAUCACCUCAUAAGAAACAUUUUCAUUGAAAAAAAUUUUUGGAUUGUUUUCCUGUUAACGAUUAAAAAAAGAUCUUUUUAUUUGUUCGGAUCAAGUAAGUGAACUCAACCUUUUUUUACGAUUUAUUAUUCAAUGCCAAAAAGAACUUUUUUUAUAAAGUUUAUUUGUAUUAGAGAUAAUAGGAAUCUUUAUUUUACAGAUUUGGGCCACACUUUUUUUGAGUAGCACUUCCUAUUCGGAGACUUUAAUGUUUUUUGGGCUUUGAAGAGAUUUUUUUUCUCAGAUUGAGUCACUCUUAUUCAGGAAAUGGAGUCAAAACAUGAAAUAUAAGUUGGUCCGUUAUAAGAAAAGAAAACCUUUAUUGCCGCUCAUAUAGUGAUUUUAAUGGAAAAAACGGCUCCUCUGAACUGAAAUACAAAUUCUUCUCUUUUUUGUAAUAGGGAAGCUUGUUCAAUCUCUACAACCAAUUGGUCAACGGCUCAAUUUGUAGUUCUAUUCAUUGGACCAAGAUUUUUUUUUUCAACUUUCAUUUUAGUCAGGAAAAUAAGUCUCAUUUUUAAGUUUUUCUGGGUUUUUGGUUAUAUGAAUAUAUAUUUUUUUUAUUUUUUCAUGUGUCAUUGAUUUAUGAAUUCUUUUUUUAAUCGAUUUGGAGAAAAAAACAUUAUUUUUUUGAAAAACAAAAUUUCUAUCCAUUAAUUCCAAAAUAUUCAUUAUUCUCCUUCAAUUCGUUUGUUUCUUUCCAGAAAUCGGCUUUUCUAAUAUUUGAUUGAGUCAUUUUCAUUUUUCCCCCAAGGAUUUUGGAAGGAAAAGAUUUAAUUGAUUUGAAAGUAUAGAAUUUUUCAAAAAUCAUGAUAUCUCAAUUUCUUUAUCGUUUAAAUUUGUCACGUAAUUAUUUUGUGCGUAUUGAGCUGGUUUUUUAAAUUUAACGUUUUGGACUCGUCAUUAUUUGAAAAAUUCAAAAAUUCCGCAUAUUUCAAAAGUGUGACUAAUCUGCUCCGGCCAGUGAACGUUGUGUGGAGAAAAAACGGAAAGAAAAGCUCAGAUUUCAGGAAUGUACGUUUCUUCGUCGUACGAUCCAUCAGGCGCCGGGUCCUACUAUUCACAAAGGCUGCAAAAUGUGAGUUUUAUUUUGAAGAAAUAAAAAAAUUUUUGUGAUUUAACUUUUUUAUCAAAUUAGAAGAAAAAUUUAAGGUGUUUAUAGAUUUUUUUUUUCAGCACAAAAUUAGGUAAAAAAAGGGGGGGUUUGUUUUAAAAUUGGUGCUAGAUUAUACUUUUUGAAGUCUGAACUGUGCGAUGAACCUCCCUGAAGCUUCUGUUGGAAAGUUUUUUCCCAUCCACGCGCCAUUUUGUUUUAUUUCCCGAGCAGAAGACUGAUUUUACGACGUGUUUUGUCUUUUCCUCCGCUAAUUGUUUCGGCUAUUCCUUUGAAACUUUUUUGGUAGCUUUAAAAGUGGGAGAUUGGUUUGUUAAAGCUACAGUGGGGAUAAAUAUCUUGAAAGGGUAAAAAAGGAAACUACGAAAUUUUUCGACGAAGUGAUCUAUUUCAUAUGAUUUUAUUGGUUAUUGUAGUGCUUCAAAGCGUUUUUUGAAUAUUUAAUUCAAGAAAAACACUUGAUUUUACUCAUUCAUCGAGCCCUGGAAAUUAUAAUUUUAUUUCCUAAUAUUUCUUGCAAACCUUUCAACUUUAAUAUUUAGAAAAUCUGAGAAAGUUUGAUUUUUUUUAAUUUCUUAGUUUUUACGGGUCUUCCAUCUGUGAGGACCAAAUUUUUUUCAGUGAAAAAAGCUUCAAAUUUUUUUUUUUUUUGCAUUUAACGAAAAAGCCUUGCCUUGUUUUACUGCUUCAUGAAUAUCUGAUAAUCGAAAUUAAAGUUUUUUAAAUGAUCAAAUCAUUCAUCUCAUCACAAUUUCAGAAAAAGUUGUAAGUUCUGAAAUUUUCUUAGGCGAAAUAUCCGAGUAAAGCAGCAGAAGAAUCCAGCAAUUUGUCCUAUCCGUGAAAACUGCCUUUGUCCCAUCGGAGCGCACUUUUGAUUUUAUCGUAGGCCUCAAUUAAUUAUGCCGGGAAACGUCGUUGAACACGGUCGUCAGCCCGUUCAGACUCCGCCCACUUUCUGGCCUAAGCCUCGAUUUCUCAUUCAUAAGGGCCCAUUUCCGUGCUGUGAGUCCUGUUUAGUGGACUCGCUAAUCGUCUGGCUUCUCUUGAUCUUCCUCUUCGAUUGUACUAAGGGUUCAGUAAUUCAUAUAUUAUGAGAAAAAUCGAAUUUUUUUGAUUGUAUUAGUGAGGUAAAUGAACUUGGAAGCCUUGAAGUUAGAUCAUAGAUUACAGUAAUUUUGAGGCAAAUGAAUAAGCAUUUAGUUUUGUGAACAAUGUGAGAUUCAGCCGACGUUUAGAGAAAUAUUUUCUAUAUUUUGAUGGAAAUAAAAAAAUUACCGAAAAAAAGAGAAAUAAAAAUUAACCCAAAAAUUUCUCAUAAGUUCAGCUUUUUCCAUGUGAUGAGGGUAUCGUAUGCGAAAAUGGGAUUACCAGGCUUCUUCUUCUUUUUUUUAUUUCUUCUUUUUCUUUUUCUUUUUCUUCUUCUUAUUAGCUUUAAAACAACUUAAUUUUCUGAGCGAUUCGAAAAAGAAAAAUUAAAAAACGGCCAAAAUUGUCCUGGCCAUUAAAGGUGCUCAGAUGGCACAACUCGAAAUGCCAAUAGGAUUAUGCGCUGUCAUAACUCGGAAAGGUCAAGGCAGCCGUUAAUUAGCCGCGUCAACGACAACCGUGCCGGAAAGUCGCUGGAUUGGCAAUCCGUCGGCCGCUCCCUUACGGUCCGACGCGCUUCUCCCAACUCGAAUUUUCCACGGUCUCAUGCUCUAUUUCCUUGAUUUGCUCCCGUUACUUUUUUCCUACCAAUGGCAAAUCAUCGGGAUAUUCUUCUCGCAAAUUUUUCGUUCUAACAGUUUUUCGUUAGAAUUUUUUCAAAAAAAAAGUUCUGAGCUGUUAAAAGGCGUAAAAAAUUUACACGACACUGACAACUUUCUUUUCCGCUUUGCCUGUGAUCCUUACAACACUUCAGCGAAACUUCAAAUCAAAUUAGUUUUUUUAAAGGUUAAUCUUUGCGUUUUAUACUCUAUCUGUCGAUUUUUCGGGCUUCAAUAAGUGGUUCUAGACGGAAAAAAUACGAUUUAAACUUCAAUUUGGAUGUUUCUAAGUUCUCUGACUCACCAGGACGUCAGGCCGAUUCACCUUCAUUUUAAAAAAAUUGAUUUUCAGAUUCGCGAGUUUUUUCUCAGUCUGUUCUUUUUGGUCUUCUUGUAUUUUUUAAUUAUUCGGUUGCUGAUGAUGCAUUUUUUUUUUUUUAACGGUUGAACACUGGUCAUAUCAGAAGUAAAUAAACGGACAGCAUUCUAUCGACUUUUUUUAGAGGAGAAAAAAAUCUUCUAAAAGUUUUUUUGAUAUAAAGUGGUUUGGAUAUAAAAAAAAGAGUUGGUUUUAUUAGUUCAAAGCUUGAAAAGUAUGAAAAAAAAGGGAAAAACCCCAUGUACUUAUCACGUUGACCUUUUGCUAUCGAUUUGAAAAAGCGGGAUUUUGGUCAGUAGCUGAUGAAAAGAAGACAAAUCGAUGGGUUGCGACGGCGAUCUGGCUCGUCAGCUGUCAUUUUUCCACGCAUGGCUCUCUCUUUAUGAAUCCUUGCAAACUUCAUUUCGAACACUAGCCGAUUUCUGAUCAGCUAUUGGGUUUUCAUAACUUUUCAUGAAUAUGUUCCUUGUUUGAAAAUUGUGGCAAGAUGGGUUUCUUUGGAAAAUCAGAUGAACCGAUUCUACUAUUUUUCUCUAUCAGGGACGGUUCAAUGAGGUUUUUCUCUUUUGUUUCCCGAAAGAUUGAGGGGGGAAAAAAAAAUUUGAUAAUUCUGUUUUUCAAACCGAUUUUUUAACCAUGCAGUUACAUUUUUUCGAUCCCACCUCUCAAAAGUUCAAAAUGCAGCUCUUUUUGUUUCCCACUAAUAAAACAUCAUGGGCUUACGCAACAGAAUAUACCCAAAUAAAGUCGUAUUUGCUCAUUAUGCACACCGCAAUCCGUAUCCACUGCCGGCCUCUAUUUGUUCUUUUUUGCGAACCUUUCGCGGUUCAUUUUUCAUUUUAGUCUUCAAAUUGCCCGUCUAUCGAUAUUGUUCUUAUUGAUUCACUCCUUUGUGCCGUUCAAGUCGAUGAGCCAAGGUCCUAUCCUGAUAUCAGUGAUAAUCAGUGGAUUGGCUCUAGUGACAUAUCCGUCCUUGUGUGUGACGGCUGAGUAUUUCUGAAGUCGAGAUUCUUUUCCACUUCCAGCAUUUUGUAAACCCCUUGGUAGCGGCGCGGAUCGAACUUGUGACCCUGUGGACCGUAGACAGGCACACAACCUGUUGCGCUGUGGCACGCCGCUUUUUCUAUCGAUAAUAUUCCAAUUGUUUUCGAUUUUCAGCAAGCGGCAGGUCCUUCGGAGUGGCGAGUCCAGACGCAGAUCAACAAUGCGAUGCCCGCACAAGGCGAUGUCGAGGUGAAUAUUUCCAAAAUCUGUCAAACGGAGUUUCGUAAUUUUUGAUGAAAAUGAUUUCAAAAAAAAAAUGAUGUUUUUGAUUGGAAAUUUUCAGUUAAAAAAAUUUUUAAAAAUAGACUUAUGAGAACUGAAAAAAACUUUCUUUUGAAAAUACAACAAAUUAAUGAAAAAAAUUUCGAUUUUUUUGUACCACGUGCGAUUAAAAUACCGUCAAAGUCAGUAUUUCAUUGUUAGCAUCUGAAUGAAAACAUUUUCUCACAUUUCGUCGAAAAAAAAACAAAAAAGUCGUUAAAAUAGGAAAGGUGGGCGAAUUUCUGUUUUCAUAGCUUUUUUAAACCUUGGCAUUUCCAGAAGUAUUCGGAAAUGCCCUUUUUCGCUUAUCGAUUGGAAAAAAAGCAAAAUAGUCUUCCUUUUUUUUGGGCGUUUUUAAUCUGUUUCUAGUCUUUGAUCAGCUUUGGUGCCGAUUGUUCUUAUUUAUACUGUUUCCGAUUCAAUAGAAAAACUUAUGUUAAAUUCCAUUUUUUUCGGUAAAUCAUUUUACAGUUGAUGAUAAUUGAUGGAUUUAUUCUGGCAUGUUUUAAAAGUCGUUUGGUUUUUAUUGUGGCUUUUCUGCUAGUUUUCAAAUUUCGAAAAGUUCUUUGGGUUUCAUUAAAAUGUUAACGAUUUUAUAGAACACGUAUAGUACACAUAAUUCCUUAAUAAAAGUUUUAAAUUUUGAAGUCUGGAUUCAAAAAUUUUAUUCUUUUUUUGCGAUCUUUCCUAUUUUCUUUCAAAAAAAUAGCUCUCAAAUGUUAGUAGAUAAUAUUUUGAACCCAAAAAUAUUUAGAUUUCAGAUCAAAUGGUAAGGUUUGACUUAAAAUUUGCUCUAAAAAAAUUAAAUUUUCCUCUUUUGAGCUGUCAAUUUUUCUGGGUUUUUUGAAAGUUUCAAACGAUCAACAGUUGACUUUUAAGGAUUUUGAAAACGUUAAAAGUUUUCAAUUCGAAAAAAAGUUUCAAGAAAUGACCACUAUAAAAAAAUCGACCGACUUUUCCAACAUACCAUUUCUCCUAGGUUCCUGGUCGGAAAACAGUAGCCGCCUUGCGACAAAUGAUCAACGACAGACUCGAAAUGAAGACGCCGACGGGCGGUGUCAGCGCUAUGAGGCCGAAAACUCCUUCAGGUACUGAGGCUUUUCUGAGGGGUUCCUAUAGGGGUUUGUGGUUCCCCCCCCCCUUUUUUUUUUCAUUUUCGAAGAUUUGAUUUGAAGCUUUCGAGUCGAAAAGGAGAUGAAUUUGGAAAUCAAGUAGGUUUUGAAGUUGAAAAUCAUUGAAAGGAGCCAUGUAAGUUUUUUUUUUUUAGCUUUCUAGCCCCAAUAUUUUUUAGAUCAGACUAGGAGGCCUGGAAAGUUAGAAAGGAUCUCGGCAAACUUUAUUUUUGUAUUUUUUGAGAAGCGAGCUUAAUUCCUGAAUUCCGUCAAUGGGAUUGUUGUACAGAAACUCUACUACUAACAAAGUAAAUGUUUUCCAGAUGAGCUGUCUACACCGUCUUGGGCGCACAGUGUUCGCGUCCACGAGCCCAGCGACUUCAUCGAUCCUCACGCCAACAAACACAACAUGGGAAGAGUCCUCGACGGACCUGUCAAUCCGCAGAAGUUCUUCCAAGGAGUUCCGCCGCCCAGCUACAACUUGGUCCAGCAUCAGCCUCCCCAGCAUCCCCCGAUCGAAGCCAAACCUCCAGCUCCUCCGAAACCAACGCAGCAAAGAACUUCUUCGACUAUUCGGAUAGCCCCUCAGCCAGCCCAAGAGCUGCCUCCGACCUCGAACUCAAACCUUCUGAACCUGAAUCCUCCAGCCAAACCCAUGUUCCGCUCUCCUUAUCACACUUCGGAACGGCAGUCGGACGUCAACUCGACGCUCAACAGUUCCAUGGAUUCCAGAGGUUUUGGUGGAGAAGACCUGGACGAUGGCGCUUCCAUGAUCUCUUCCUGUAUCUCGACCUUCGGGGACUCUUCGGAGGUCGCCGCUUUUUCGGCUUGCGGCGCUGCUCGCUCUCUCUACGACCAGUACCGCCAGCAGCAGCUCAAUCAGAAUGCGCCGAAAAGAGAGGUUGAGACUCCGAUGGCGAAGCCAGAACCCAUCCCUGAACCGAAGUCUCUCCUUCCGCCGUCUUCCUUGUUCUCUUCGGACAUCCAGCUGACGCCUUUUGGACAGAGCAACGUGGAGAAGAAGACAGAACCCCCUGUUGCAGAGCCAACUGUCAGAAUGUCGGAACCCAGAGAGUCGACGUCGUUUGCGGACUAUUCUCAAAGUGGAUCGCGGACGUCGCUUCCUCGCUCUUCAUCCAGACAUUCGUUGGACCUCGAGAGUUCUGAGUUGCUGCUCAAGUCGAAGUCUCCAGCUCCGUACAGCUCCAGCUCGGCGGAUCAUUACGGGACUAUCAGACGGAGACAUACUCCAGUGAGACUUUCGGAGGUGGCCUCGAGUUCCGAGACUGUCAAUUCUCCGGCAGCACAUGUCGAACACCGAAGCAAUGACAGUGGCUAUGAAGGAUCGUCUGCCAGGUCCCCGGAUACUGCGAGGUGAUUUUUCAAAAUAAUUAGUAGACUUAUUAAAAAAGCGUGAAGCAUAGGAUAUGAACAGAAUGGUUAAGUAUUAUAUUUUCGAACUCAUACUCUAACUAAAAUUUCGAAAAAAAAAGAUUAAAUUUUUUUAUUGAGGGGUGACAAUAUUUGAAUAAAUUGGAUUUGGAGAUUCAAGCUUGUUUUUUUUAUUCCGCAUUUAAAAGAAAACGGGAAAAUUUUACUGUGAUGUGAAUUGAGAAUUCACAUUUUUUGCCCCAGUUAAAAAAAGAUAUUCUUCAUAGUGAGACAGGGGUAAGAAAAAUCCUGCCCAAGGAGAUUUUUAAUUGAUUAAAUUUUUCGCAGCUUGAUUUCCAUAGUCAUUUUACCCAAAGCCUAUCAGGAAAAAAAAAAUCAACAGUAAAAACAAAAUAUGAACUUUUUAGAUACGAAAAAGACCCACUUCUGGAACCUUUCGAUCUGGCGUCUUCAAUCGCUUCGUCGUUGGCGGCGGCUUCAGAUUCUCGAACGGAACUAUCGAUCGAUUCGCGACGUCCCGACAGCUUCAUGUCGACGUCGACCUACGACGCGACGGAUCCACUCCUGACGCCCAACUCGCCCCCGGCCACCUCGAUGUCGAGCCGCGAGCCCAAGCAGACGCCACGCCCCCCGGUUGUCGCGGCGGGCGUUUUAGCGACCCCUGCGCCACUUGGCGAGCAGCCAACGUCUCACGCCGCGCACAGCCAUCAGAAUCCGACGGCGACGUCGACGACGGUCGCCGAAGAAGACGACGACGUCGCGCCCAAACGACAUUUCCAUCCGGCCACCGAGCCGGAGAUGUCGCUUUGGUACAGGAACAUGUUCAAGAAGAUGCACAAGGUCCCUCAGGACGAAGUUCCAGGUCAGUUUUUCAGAUAUUUAAUUUCUGUGAAAAAAAGAUUGCUUCAGGUUUUUCAUUGAUUUUUUUCUUUUUUUGCUUUUUUUUUCUUCUUCUUCCUAUAUCAAUAUGAUAUCACGAAUCAUUAUUUUUCGAAAUUCUCACUCCGAGUACUGUGUAUUUGGUCCUAUCUAAGUUCUGAACUGAAGUUUUGAGCUUUAUCUUACCAAAUUUUAUAUUUUCAUAAACUUAUGAAUGCAAAGUUUGCCUUUUUAUUUUUUUGAAAAAUAUAGUUUUUUUAAAUUUUUCAAAGAUUUUUUUGCAUUUUUCCAUGAAAAAAAUUUUUGCUUAUUACUCUGAUUAGGUUUUUGGUCCGAAAUGAUCUGUCCAAUUUUUUUUAUUUCAUUCACAUCUAGGUCAAAUACGUUUCAAAGAGGUUAUUUAUUCUUAUUUUUCGCACACUGUUUAGUCUGUCCUUCAAAGCCUCUCAAUAAUUAUUUUCUCUUUAUGUGAAACGGGAAAAAACCACUUUUCUGAAAUUUCCUGAAAAAUUUGUAGUUCUGACUGCUCCACCUUUUUUCGAACGAACGAGACAAGGCGCCUUUUUUAAAAUCUCCUUUCAUAAAUUCCCAAGCACCGGACUUUAGAUUGUAAAACGCCUUUACCAGGUUUGAAGAACUAUCUGCACCGCCCAAAAAAGAUUUUCCCAUGUGCGCUUGUCAUAUCUCUUCCGCUUUCGUUAUUUAAUUUGUGUUGCUCUUUCUCUCUCUUUCUCGAUACACUGCCGAAGAACAGGACGAUUCUGAAAGGCGAAUAUGUGGUCGAAAUGCAUAAAGUCAACAUAAUGCGUCGGCGAAAGUUGGUGGUGGAGAAAGAGAAAAGAACAAACACGAUAGAAGAUGCCGCCGGAGCUGCAGAAAAGUAAGAUGCUCGAGCUCGUCACAGCGAGCACUUAAGGGGGAUUCCGCUUGUUUCCGCUUCUGUUUGGACUUUUCUUUUUUUGCUCCUUCACGUUUCCGCGCCAGACGGGGUGUUUCUGGCCAAUGAUUAGUGAUCUGAGUGAACAGAUUUUGGUUUCGGACUUUCAGCUCGAAGUGGGAUAUUUGUAUUUGAUUCAAGAGUGUCUUAAGCCAGCAUCCAGAAAGUUACUGUAUUUUCAAAAAAAAUAGCUCAUGAAAAGAAUCCUCUAUAGUCUACAGUUCAUGAACUAAUCUGCAAGUUUUUAAAGAAAAACAAAAGUUUAUCAAGCUCUGUACUUUUUUUUAAAAGGAAAAUCACUAAAAUGUGCUUGAAAGCCUUCUAAAAAUAACAACGAAAUUUGAAAAAACUAGAUUUUCAGGACGCUGUUUUGAGAGAUCAAACGGUAGUCAAAUGAUUUUUUUUGUUUUUUUACUGAUUUAUUUGGGUUUUCUUAUCAAAGAGAUUUUUUUAUUACUGCGAAAUCCGGCUUACCAGAGAAUGGUCUCUGGUCCCAUUUGGACUUCGUAACGAGAUCAAGCUUACUGAGUUUAGUUUUUUUUCGUGUAUUCCAAAUCUGGUCUGGAGAACUGCCGCGAAAAAACCAUUCAUGGACGUUCCAAAAUCGAUUGAAAUUUUAAAUCUCCAAAAGCUUGUUUUUGGAGGAUCUUGUCUUUUUGGAAGAGAAUAACCAAUAAUUUUUUCCUCAGCAGUUUUUGAGCAUUAUAUGAUUUUUAAAAAGCUUCGUACAUGAUAAGAAUGAGAGCGCGAUGUGGUUUGCUCGAUUGAAAACUCAAAUCAUCGACUUUUAAAGGUCCAUAACUUUCUUCCACAAACAUGAACGUCAUUUUUUGAGAUCAGAUUUUAAAGACCUCAUAAAAACUACAUCUGGUAACCUUGAUCUCAUUCAGAAGUCCAUCAAGACCGGAGAGACUAUUCCCGGGCUAGAAAUGACGCGGCCCGGACUGUUUCUGGUUUCAUGCACCUAAACGUUUCCGCAAACUGUUAGUACAUGCAACAGUUUUGCGGGAGCCGCGAGACUCACGCGUUGGUUCAGAAGCGCGGCGCAAAUAUUACAAGGAGCUUUCCCACUCGCCGACGGCUUUUGUUGAUCUCCCAAGAGCCUCCCGCCCUCCCACUACACCAGAAUCGAUCCUCCAUCAAUAACUAUUAGUUUCCAACCAUUUCUCAUUGAAACCCAACCUCAAAAAGUUAACGCCAAUCAAAAAAGGAACCAAAAAAAGCCGAGGAAAUUAAAUACGAGCCUCGUUUUGUUCUUUUCCGACGCGUCUUCUCUUCCAAGCUCCUUUCCCGACAUAAAUAAUUUAAUUUUCCCUCUCCGCCAGUAUUUUCAGAUGCCUUUUACUUAUUUUUUCUCUCAGUUUUGCUUGGUUUUUUUCUUGUGUUUUGUAUUACAGAUACGGUAAUAAGUUUGGAAAUUUAAAAAAAUAAAUUCAAAAAAAAUUUUUUUUGCUGGAAAAACUGUUGAGCUUGGAAAGAAUAGAAUCAGAGCAGGAAAAAAACCGUUUUGCUAUUUUUUUUUUCGGUAUCACUUUUCUUGAAUCCAUUUUUCAUGUAUUCUGUCUUACAUAGCCACAUGCCAAAUAGUCGAGAUUCGAAUUUUAUGCGAAGAAAAUCUCUAAAUACCCUCACUUAUCUUCUAUUUUAAAAGCAUUUUUACGAGGUUUUUCUGUUUUUCUUCGAAGCUCUGCCUCAAUGAACUAUUUAAAAAAAUUUUUUUAUAGUUAUAAAAAAAACAGUUUUUUUAAGAAAAGAGGAAUUUAAUCAUCAGAAAGACCUUUUUAAUGUACAACAAUUAUAAAAAGGUAAAAAGUUACGUCUUAUCGUUUUCUCUGCAGUAUCCAUCGGCUAUUGAAGCAGUUCAACUUUUUUUCUUUCAUUUUUUUUUAAAUCUCUACUUUUUCUAUUCAAAUAAAAAAAUCAUAAAAUGUAUACCACUCAAAUUUUUCCUUUUUCCUCUCACCAUUUUUCUCCUCCUAGCCCUUGAAUUUCCUGAGGUAUCGCACUUUUUUGAGAAUUCAAGUACACGGCUGGAAACAAUGCGUCCGCCCAUUUUCCCUCGUUUUUGUUUCUUCUCAAAAAAGUGCUCGCUGAAUUUUGAGCAACGCGAGAAAAAAACGCGCGAAAAUGCGACCUGUCUUCUUUGCUGCUCGAGUGCUUUUCCUGUUGUUCUUUCCAAACUUUCCUUUCCCCUUAUCGCUUUUUCGAAACAAACGCAUUUUUAUGUGUUUUUCUUUCUUUCUACGCUUUUUUUGUGUAUUUUUCUAUAGUUUGUCGAUUUUUUCUAUAUUGUUUGUUCACAUCAACGUUAUGGUCUGUUUAUGAGCGAAAAAUGAUUCUAAAUUGUUUUUUUUUGGUGGAGACUGUUCAUUAUGAACGUUUGAAGGGUCACUUUGCAGUCAAAUUUGAGAAGUACUUUGAAAAUUUCGCUGAUUUUUAAGGAAAUCUUUCAAGAGAAUAGAGUAUUUUUUCAUUCCUUCAAGCCAUUCAGCAAGCUUUUUUCAAAGUCAAUUUUCGCUUUUAUUUUUUUAUUGUUCCUCCAAAGCUUCUCUACGGUCACCUUGGCGGAAAGCUUUUUUUUUUACUCUACUAGCUGACUACACAAAUUAAGAAAAUGCGAAACGAUGACAAUCUGAUUUUUGGAGAUGUUUUGAAUAAAAUAGAGUGAUUUUUUUCAUUCACUAAUUAUUUUUAACCCCUCUUUGGAUAUAAUAAGAUACCAGCCGAACCAAAAUUACCCCUUUCUCAGAACUUUUUUUCAAUUUCAAAGCCUAAAUCCAAGUGCGAUCGUAUAAUUUUUCGUUAUAUAAGUUAUGAGAAAAAGUUAAAGACAGAAAAGUUUUUUUCGGUUUUUCCAAUGCACCUUUCAUUGAAAAAAAUUCCUAAGACGGAUUAUUAUUUUCCCAUUUUUUUGGUUCUUUUGAAAUGAUUGAAAAAAGCCUGUAUUGUACAUGUUCAUUGUUUCAAGAAGAAUUAUUGAAAAAAUGAUGAUUGUAGAAAUGAAUUGGGCAAUUUUUGUGAUUUUCUAUUUAAAAAAACCGAUCCCAAAAAGUAAAAAAAAAUAGUAUGAAUUUUUUUGCUUAUAGAGCGAAAUUUUACGUCUUUUCUUGGAUAUUAUUUCAAAUGUUACUCGUCAUUUUUUUUGAACCUGAGACAUGAUUUUAAAAAAAGACUGGCCUCUUUUAUCGGAUGAUUGUUCACUCUCCACUUUAUUUUAAGAUUGAAAAAAAAGCUGGCUAUACGAAGUUUCUGUUUCUUGUCCCCAUGUUGCAACAUCUGUGUUCGCUAUUAAUCGUUUCUCUUUCCGUUUGUACUACUCCCCGUAUUACAUUGUUUAAAGCGCUCUUCAUUACGAAAACAUCGAUUUCGAGUCAUUUUCUACUAUUCGAAUUCUUUUUAGAUUGAGGAAAAGUAAAAGAAAAAUGGAGAAGGUCCAAAAUAGUUGGUCGCCCGAUCGAGCAGACUUCCUAAGCUUCUUCCACGUUUUCCUGGCUCAUUUUUCUUUUUUUCCUCAUCUGGUUUUCUUUCUCUCUGUGGUUCUUCUUUUAAAAAAGUUUUGUUGCUUGUGCAAAGUACUACAAGGAUCUUUGAUCCUUAUUUUUUUUUCCUAUUUGGGUAAUCUUAUCAUAACUCCAUUUGAAAAUUUCAAACCAACCUCGAGGGAACUUUUUUACUCGAUUUAAAGCUAUUUUGAAAUUCACUUAACAUUAAGCUGAUGCCGUACUUGGUAAUUUCCGCGUACUGCGAAAUUAUCUCUGACUCCCCGAAGUUAAGUGAUCUUUUUUACUCUCUAACGGUUAACUAAAGAAUUUCGCGAAACCUGCUUGAUUUUUCAACAUUCAGUCGUCCCCCACAUUCAAAAUCUAUAAUCAAUGCAUUUUUUUAUUUGGUCGUUAUAAUAUAUUUUUGCAGCCGAAUCGAUUCUGCGGCAAACACAGCGCGAAGAACAUUCUCCAACGCCUACCAACAACUCCUCGAGUAGGAUCUUUUCCAUUCAUCAGAAGAAGAUUAUUAUUGAGAUGAAUUAGGCUUAAUUUAACGUUUUUUUAGGCUUGCCAGCCAAAUUGAUUGAUUAUGAGUACUAUUAAGGUCAGAAUUUUUUCAUCUAAUAACUUUUUUUCGUAAAUCGAGUUGAGUUUGAGAAUAGAGAAUCAUUUUUUCCACUGUUUAGUUGCAGUGAACGUGGAUUCAAUUUUUUAUUUCGUGUUUCCUCAGGAUCGAAGCUAGUAUAUUUUCAAACUUUUUUUCUUGGAAUGCAUUUUGUGAGGCUUUUAGAACCGCUGUACAGGCUAAAACACAUUAAAACAGAAGUUUUAGCUUUUUAAUCUUUUGAAAUGGGGAAAAGGCCUUUUAGAAAGAAAAAAUGAGAAAAGAUGAAAGGAAAAAAAAAUAUUGAAAAAUGGCUUCAAGCUUGAAAAAAGAAAGGAUUUGGUGAUUCAAUCCAUGGAAUUUUUCAAAGUAAAAGAACGAAAAUCGAUCGAUUGAAGGGCCUCUGACGCCGUCGACCCACGUGACUCGAGCUCAACGCUUCGAGGUCGACAUAACUCCGCGCCGGGCUCGUUCCGUCGGUCGUGUCGUCGAGCCUGACGACCAGCCUGGUUCGUCUUCUGGAAUAGAUAGGAUUUUGAAGUUUAAGGGGCAAGUAAAAGAUCAAUAAGUCCGGGAGGAGUGUGACUCAUUAAAAUUUGGAAAAAAUAGGUGUGAAGUCUUUGUUUGUGACCCAAUACUCGAAUUGUUCACGCGAGGUCAAAGGUCAUAAAUACUGAAGAAAAAGAAUUGAAAAAUAUAGUCUGUUCAUAUUUCGAAGGCCAAGUAGCUAACUCAGCCCUCAAGACUACAUCCAGAUGACGAUGAACCUUUAGAACAAAAAAAAAUCAAAAAUCAUCCUGAACGCGAAAAGAUACUGUGGCUGCAGGGGCGAAGUUAUCUGGUUGACAUUUAGAAUCUGAACAGACUAUAGAAACAAAUGUCGAAAAAAAAUCUUGUUCCAACUGAUGUUCCUUUCUUUGGAGCUUUUUUCUCUUUCAAGCACCUCAUUCAAAAUGCGAAACGUUACUCAAUCAGUUUGCGUGUCUCGCCACUUGUUCAGUCAUUUUUUCGCGUCUUUUUUCUCAAAUGCCUACAUGCGCUCGUCUCGUUCUUUCCAAUGUAAGUUAAUUCAAAAACGAUUUUUGGCUGGAAAUAUAUCUCCUAGCAUUGCUCUAUUGGCUGAAAAAUCUUAAAAAUGAAAGCAGUUCAAGCCGUUAAGUACAAACAUUUCAGCUUUUCACGUUUACUGCAAAAAUUGUCUCAACAAAAAGAUGAAAAUGGUAGUUUUUCAAAAAGAAGAGAAUAAGCGCUCUAGGAUAAAAUGUCAUUGAAUAAAUUUUUUAAAGUGGUAUACAAUAAGUUUUUUUUUGACAAAAAUCUCAAAUGAAUUAUUUUUUUGCACAAGCGCUUUAUGAGAUUUGAGCGACGCAGUCCGAUAAACUGCGGAAAUCGAGAAAAAUUUAUUCGUCCAAAAAUAAGUGAAUGAGCGCUCCACGGAUGAAAAAUGAUUGAAACUUCCAGAUUUUUUGACAAGAAAAAGCUCUAAUGAACCGUUUUCUUUUCGAAAUGUUCUACGUUUACUUCUACUUUCCUCAACAAAAUUUUCCUCAAAGUUAUGAAUUAAUUUUCCUAUAAAUUUCCCUUCAAGUCCUAUUCGAUUUGCUGUGCCUUUCCCAACUAACCAAACUCAACCCCGCAGGCGGCAGUAACCUGUACGCGUGGCAAAGGUCGCAGACGCCGCACUUCCAUCUGCCGUCGUACAAGUUCCGCGACGAAGAUCCGCGGCCGAUCCGCUGCUCGUUCGGCGGCUGCGGAACGCCGUGUGCGCGAUGUCGUCGGCCGCGUCGCGACCAAUCCUUUGAGGAAGUCGACCGAAUCUACGACCAGAUGGACCGUCAGAACGAGAAAGACGCCGAAAAGACUCAGCGACGUCUUGGUGUGUCUUUUUUGCUCUGGAGUGACUUUCAAUGAUAACUGUAACAUUUUUGGAUUUAUCGAUAAAAAAAAUCUUCUCUUUUUUUGAAAAAUUUACCUAGGCAAGAGGGCUCAAAGAUAAUUGAACUUCUUUGAAAUCUUCAAAUGUUCAGAAAUGAUCUUUUCAAGCUUUCCGUAAGCUCCUUCGUUUUCGAAAUCUCAUAUUUUUGAAUUUGUAAUACUGGAAGAAUUUCAAUAUUUUUUUGAACUUUUUUUCAUGAAACUUUUCUACUAGCAGACGGAUGGCUCAGAGAUUUUCCUUCUUUUUUUCAGAUCUCGAAAAAGUUUAUAGAUUUUUUAUUCUUUCAUGAUGGAAAUAUUCCUCUUCUAAGCAUGUUCCCCUUCUAACUCUGAAAAUAACUCUUCAGCCUUGCGGUGUAUGACUGAAAAGCUCGACGCGACCACCGAGGAGUUGGAGCAGUUCAUCGACCAGCUGGACAAGACCUGGCGCAGGUCCAGAAGUACCCCAAACGUUGAUCGAUCAGGCAUGACUUCUCUCCUCUUUCCAACUCCUAUCUCGAUUAAUUUUCACAUCUGGUUAACAUUUUUUGCAGUGAUUCUUGGAUUACGUUUGAAAGUUAACACUGUUUCCUUGAAGUUAUAUUUGUUUCCUGUUUAUUAGGCUGCGGUUUCAGGGCCGUUAUUAAGAGAAGGAAACGCCAGAAAUGCAAUAAUAAAAAUAAAAUGUAGGACAAUAUUCGAAAAUAAGGAAUUUGAUUUGAAAUACGUUUUUUUCCUCAGUUAUCAACCUCGAAAAAACCUUUUUCAUAAUUUCUUAGCUAUUUAAACAAUUAUUUUUUUAUAUAAAGAAAAAUGGUUUGAAUCACGACAAGUUUAGGAAUUUUCAGCGAGAGUCUUCAUUAGUAUCUCUAAAAACCAACCUAUUGGACUUUAUUAAUCUUUGAACUCGAAGAAAGUUUCCGACUAGCUCUCCUUAAAAACCCCUUAAAUGGUCACUUUCAGAAAAAGAACGAUCUCCAGCUCGGCUCGCAGAGGAAAUCGCCGAGUUGAAGAGGUUAUCAAAGGAGGAAGUAAGAAAAAUGAGCUUGAAAAAUGAAAAAAAAAAAGUUUUCCAGGUUCUGUUGAAGCAAAAAGCGGACAGGUUAACAAACGAAUUACAGAAGGAAAAAGAUCGUCGGCACGCUUUUGUGUCAGUUUUUUCGAUAAAAGUCAUGAAAAUGGAAAAAUAAAUGUUUUAAGACCUUCUAUUGCACCUGCACUUCAGAACAAUAUGGACCGUUUUGACACGUUGAUGAAGGUAUUUCUUGUCUCGAAAUCGCGAUUUCAAAAUGAGAAAUAUUCAGGAUUAUUCCUACCGGCAAUCUCCGAUACGUGAUGAUGUUUCUGUGACGGUUGGUUUUGUGGAAGGAUUUUUUGAUGGAAUAAAAAAAUAAAUUUUCACAGUAGUAGAAUGGCUCGGAGCGUUUAUAGAUUUGAUAUUUGAUCAAUCUUCAAUGAUUUCUCGUUGCUCCGAGCGCAAGUCGUUUCAAGUCGGACGCACCUCAAAUAAAAAUUUUAUCAGCCGUUAAGCAUCGAGCCAUUCCAAACGCGACAAUGGGCUCAAAAUAUAUACUUUUCAUCUUGUAAAAAAAGAAUUUUUGAAAAUUUUAAUCAGACCUUCAUGUGGGAUAAUGACGCUAAAGAAAGAAAAAAAUUUUUAAGGUUUGAAGUACUUUUGAAAAUUUCGAUGAAAAUGGAAAUCAAGAGUACAGUGUUUCUUGUCAAUUUUCAUAGAACAUUCUGCUGAAUUGUGGAAGUUCAGUAUGAAAAAGUAAAAUUGAAAUUUUCUCACUAAAGUUUUUUUCUGCUCAUAUUGCCGUCUCCUUAUUGGUUUCUGAACUUUCAGACAAACUCACAAAGAGCGCCUGUUUUGACAGCCACCGCGAUUUACAGAUUUGACGCGAAAUCGGCCAGGUUUUUCCCAAAAAUUUUGUCAACCGUUAAUUUUCUCUGUUCAAGAGAACUGUCUCUAAACAAAGGCGAUGUGGUGCGGCUCACGAGGGAGAUCGAUUCUCAUUGGAUGGAAGGGGAAAGAAAUGGAAAAUGUGGCAUUUUUCCGGCCAGCUAUGUUCAGGUUCGACCUUUUCCCCGUUUCAGUCGACGUUCUUUCUUCUCAGGUUGAAUACGAAUUCGAGAGGAGUCGCCAGAAAAUGCGCGCCGUCUAUCCGUUCACCGCCAGAAACAGCAACGAAUUGAGCCUGAAAAUGGUGAGAAAACAAAUAAUUAUUAUGUCUCUUUUAUUGUGUAAAGAAACCUAUUUCAGUUAGAAAAAGCUAUUUUGGAAAUUUCUUACCAUCUCUUUUAGACCGUUUCCAAAAAUCCAAUUUGAAAACGAAAUUUUACUCGCCCUUUUUUGUUUUAGUUACACAUUUUUCAGGGCCCAAAAUGUGUUGAAAAAAAAUUUAUGUCGCUCCAAAAGAAACAAAAAAAUUUUAUUUGUUUUUUUUUCAUUCAAGUAAGAUUUGAAAUCUCACGCUUUGAUUUCUGAGAAAAAGUAGGUUUUUCUUUAAAUUACAGAACCGACUUUCAGGGUGAAAUCGUGACGUUCCGACGAGAAAUCGACUUGAAUUGGAUGGAAGGCAGUAAUCAUAUCGGGCAGAUCGGAAUUUUCCCUUCUUCUUACGUCCGAAUGCUUUCAGAUCCGCCACAGGUUCAUCUUCUGAUAUUUUUUGCAAUUAACAGUUUCAUAAAUUUUUCAAAUUAGAAACUUCAAGAGAAGUUCAUAGCUCAAAGACAUUUGAAAAAAAUAUUUUUUUAAAUAUUGAAAAAAAUUAUGCAAGGCUAUGAGAAAAAGUAUGUUUAAUUGUAAAAAUUUCCUGUGACAUUUCAGCUUUUUAUUUUUUUAAAUUUUUUUUCAGACUGCUGGAAUAGCUUGUUUUUCUAAAAAUAAUAGUGAUAGAGAAAAAUAAUUUUUUUGAAUUUUUGAAUUUUGAGGAAGCUCCAAGCGCAAUCGUACCAGAUAGGCCGAAGACGCCGAAGCUUCCCACCAAUCCUGUUUUUGACCCCGAUGUCCCGCCUAUUCAGUUCGUCUCCUCCUAUUCUUCACACUGUCAAAUUCAUCUUCAGUAUUGAACCCCAACAGUCGAGGCCGAUGGUCCGUUUCGAAGAGGACAAGCCGACGAUGAGCAAUGGCUAUGUCCAACAGGAGUUUCAGCCCCUGAAAAAGUAAUAUUACCAUACUUGGGCGACUCGCAUAGUCCAGGGGGCAGGGUUGAUUUUAAAAUCUUUGGAAAAAUUUGUUAUGAAAUUAAAUUUUCUACUUGAGUUGACAAAAGAAAAGUAAGUUUUAAGCUCAGGAGCAAAAAAACAUGACUUCAGUGGGAAGAUUUGGAGAUUCUGUCUAAAAUUCUAUCUAAAAAUAGUUUAUUUCUUCAAGCGGAAUAAAAAAAGAGCAAGGAAGCUCCAAAGAAACCAGAAACUUUUGCUUCGCCUUUGAAAGUUUGAGAGCUUUCUAAAACUCGUUCUUUGAAAAAUAAGCUUUUCAAGGAAGUAUGGGAAAGUUAUGUGCUGAAUUUUCUUUUUCGAAUAAUCUUUAAUUAUCGGGCAAAGCAUUGACAGAAGAAAAAAAUACAAAGUUUACAAUUUUCCAGUGAAAUUCAAGCGUUGGAUCGUUUGGCUCUGUGGGAAGGCCGGAAAACGACGCGGCCAGAAGACCACGAUUUCUUCGAUCGACGGCCUUUCGAGCACAACCAACCGUCUUUCGGAGUCCCUUCCAAUGCGGCGGCUCCGCGAGCAUCCGCACCUGUGACGUCACGACCUCCGGGCGACAUCCGCGCGAAUCCCGCCAGCGUCAUUCCUCGUGGCAGCGAGAUGUUCGUUUUCUUCGAUUGAGUACUUUUUAGACUGAGAAUUUAUUUUUAAAUCUGUCCGUUGUAAUUUUUUUAAGUCAAAAGAGUGAAAAAAAUCCAAGUUUUUAUAUAAUUAUUUGGGUUCAGUUCUUCUCAUAGUUUUGAUAAUUUUGAAGAUUUUUUUAGUUUUGAACUGAAAAAUCGGCAAUGGGUUUUGGUAGUUGCAACACAUAUUUUACAUUUUGUAAUUCUCAUUCUCUGACAGCUUUUUCGCAAAAUAACUUUGAACACGGUGUGGUGUAUGUAGAUAAUGGAUCACGUGGAAGAUAAAACCACUAUAUGAAGGUCUGUUCUCACAUACCCUCACGAAGAGCCUCGACACUGCUGGAAACGACGACGACAGCGACACACCCGAUGGGUCCGCGAAAGUGGCGAUCAGGAUGAGAUGGUUGGUCGCGGGCGACGCGGACCCAUCGGGUGUGUCGCUGUCGUCGUCGUUGUCAGGGGCAAGGUUCUCCGUGAGGGUCUGUGAAAACAGGCCUUUAUAUAGUGGUUCUAUCUUUCACGUGAUCUAUUAUCUACAUACACCACACUCUUUUGGAGACAUUAUAGUUUUGAUUAAAAUUUUCCCAUAGAAGUGUUGAAAUUUGAAUAUUCAGGUACCGCGCUGUGUUCCCUUACAAGCCUGAGAAGAGCGACGAGCUCGAACUCCACGUCAAUGACAUCGUUUUCGUCGUCGAGAAGUGUGAUGAUGGCUGGUACAUCGGUAUGUUUCGAACUUCUCGAAGCGAAGAACUCUAGUGGCAACUUAAGAAGUUUCUCAGGGGUUACUUGAAGAAACUAAAGUGGUCUCUAAAACCACCCCUAUAGAUGCCACUACUUCGCAUCUUGAUUGUCCAUAAAACUUUUAGCUGUCUACUAGUUCCUCCAGACUUCUAAAGAGGCCACUAAAUUUUUCCCACUCAAGCGGCCACUAGUUAGACUAUUAUAAUAGCCACUAAAACGCCAAAACCCUAAAGUGGCCACUAAAAAUGUUCUCACAUCUUUUUGUUGUCUCACCUCCUAUCAGAAAUCAAUUUUCGGCCAAAAAAGAACAUCACGUGCCAUUUUUAACGUCACACAGUAGAAUCACAACGCGAUUUUAAUUGCCCUCUCAAUAAAAAAAUGUGUAACUUCAGCUGUUUGUUUUUUCAGGAACUUCCCUGCGGACAGGAAUUUUCGGGACUUUUCCUGGCAACUACGUCCAGCGCCAUUGA